GUGAAUAUGGUUUAUGGUUCCUGUCACAGGCCGAAACAAGCAUCUCUUACUCUUCGGACGCCUUCUUUAGGUUGAGUUCGCUGUCAGUGAAAUUAACCAUCGCCAUUCGUUGACUGGUAACAUCAUGUCGUGGCUGAAAUCAGUGGCUUCUAGCGAGGAAGUGUUCGACGAGGAUGUGGAUGAUAUUAGUCUGCAGAACAAAGAAUGGAAAUACAACAUGGAAAAACGCGUAAAGGAUGGUUUCAGAGAAGGCAUUGAUGCAGGGAAAGAAGCGUCACUACAGGCUGGUUUCAACAUGGGAUACAGAGAAGGAGCCACUAAAAUGACAGUCAUCGGUCAGCUCAAAGGAAUCAUAAGUGCGCUGCGGUGCUGGUGUCAGGUUCAGCUGCCUGAAAGCCCCGAGUUAGCCUCUGUCACUGAUCUCCUCCAGAGAUUGGAGACGCAUGAGGAUGAACUGGUGGAAGCCAUGAGGAAAGCCCAGCAGAGGCCUAUACCUAGUGUGACUGAGAUGGUGGAUGACAUGGAGGACCUAAAUGUUGAGCAAACCAACCAGGGUGGAGAAUCUAAAUGCUCAAAUGAUGGGGACUGUUGUCGGAGAGAUGGAGCGAAUCGUGAAUGCUGUGACGUCAGAGCAGAGAGUAAAGAUUCCCCAGGAGUUCCCCCUCAUGGUUCUUUCUCUAAAAGAGAGAGUCUCAGAGAGCUGCAGAAACGCUGCUUGGACUUGGUAACAGAACUCGGGCUUCCAGAAGAAUUAAAACUGCACAUUCAGCAGCUCAUAGACACUUAAAGUGGAUUCAGGAUUGCAUUUGCUAAUAACUGCGGCAUAACGUCUGAGUAACAUCCUGUGUGGGCAGGAAACAAACAGCAUAUUCUUGGAAAGAAAAUAGCCUGUGCAUCAGUUGACUCAAACUGAUUAAGUACUUGAGGGAGUUUAUUUAUAUAUUUUUUACACUGUGAUUGAUUUUUCUGCAUUUUUUUACAUACACUAUCAUCAACGCUGAGCAUUUUGAGACCUUUUGAGGAAUUGUGUGAUAUGAUGUGAACAGUUGAAUCCUUAUUCACUUGUCAGGGAUAAAAAAAAUAAAUGCAAUGAGUUGAUAAGAAAUCUAUGUUUUGCAAUAAAACAUUUCAACUUUGUAUAGUGAUUCAUUUUAAUUCCACCAUACAUGGGCAAACUGAGCGAAUUACCACCCAAUAAAGCGAUUCGUUUAAGCAA
Messenger RNA from Danio rerio (zebrafish), 1216 nucleotides. It is a transcript of the gene otulina, whose product is annotated as OTU deubiquitinase with linear linkage specificity a. Gene Ontology annotation, cellular component: nucleus; cytoplasm. The record is from RefSeq and is marked provisional. NCBI's taxonomy places the organism in Eukaryota, Metazoa, Chordata, Actinopteri, Cypriniformes, Danionidae.